UAAAAUAAUUUUACUAAUCCCACAUCCCAAUCCUGACGCUCAAAACAAGGAUUAAUGUUACGACCAAAACGAGCCGUAACUACAGCAACAGAACAAACUGAGAACCUCAUUCAAAGUUAAAGCUUGAAAGGUUGGAGAUGUCCGAAAACCAAAAUCCCUCCGUAAAAUCAUUCUUUUAUCGGCUGUCAUCUCCCCCACGUGAUUCCUAUCACCCCUUCUCUCCCUCUCCCUUCCGAAUCGUCUUUUCCUUCUCCUCUUUCCCCUCCUUUCUCUCUCUAAAAUCCCACCAUCCCCACUUUCUCUCUUUAACAUUAAUAACAGCCAUCGCCUAUUUCUCUGAUUCGACCAUAAAUGUCUGUAUCUUGCGGCGUUGAAUGGGUAGUCGUUCUCGGUUGUUUACGUUGGGCAUGGAAACGCUGUACCUACGUUGGCUCGGACGACAGUAAAACUUGGCCUUUAGCUACUCCCGACGAGUUCGAACCUGUCCCAAGAGUCUGCCGUAUAACCCUAGCUGUCUACGAAACUGAUCUCAGAAACCCCCAGUUCCCUCCUGAGGGCGGCUACCGACUUAACCCAGACUGGGUUUUGAAACGUGUCACCUAUGAACAGACCAAUGGUUGUGCUCCUCCUUACCUUAUCUACGCCGACCAUGACAUGAAGGAAAUCGUGGUCGCAAUCCGGGGACUCAACCUGGCGAAAGAAAGUGACUAUAAAUUGCUUUUGAAUAAUAGGUUAGGAAUGCAAAUGUUUGAUGGGGGUUAUGUUCAUCACGGGCUGUUGGAAUCGGCGGUUUGGCUGUUGAACGAGGAGAGUGAGACGUUGAGGAGGCUUUGGGAAGAGACUGGGAGGGAAUAUCAGAUGAUUUUCGCUGGACAUUCUUUGGGGUCUGGCGUGGCGGCGUUGCUGACGGUUGUGGUGGUUAAUCAUACUCAUAGGUUGGGUGGGAUUCCCCGGAGUAAGAUUAGGUGCUACGCGGUGGCGCCGGCGAGGUGUAUGUCACUUAACUUGGCUGUCAAGUAUGCUGAUAUUAUUCACUCUAUUGUGUUGCAGGAUGAUUUCUUGCCUAGGACAGCCACCCCGUUGGAGGAUAUCUUCAAGUCAAUAUUCUGCUUGCCCUGCUUGUUAUUUCUUGUUUGCUUGAGGGAUACCUUCGUACCUGAAGGUAGAAAACUUAGAGAUCCAAGAAGACUUUAUGCUCCUGGACGGAUGUAUCAUAUUGUAGAGAGAAAAUUUUGCAGAUGCGGGAGGUUUCCUCCUGAAGUCAGAACAGCCAUUCCUGUAGAUGAGAGGUUUGAACAUAUUGUCUUAUCUUUUAAUGCAACGUCUGAUCAUGGAAUAGUUUGGAUAGAAAGGGAAGCAGAGAAGGCUUUGAAGAUUAUGAGGGAGAAGAAAUCGGAGACGAUGACUGUUCCCCCCAAAAUACAGAAACUGGAGAGGUUGCAGACGAUUAAGAAAGAACACAAAGAUGCAUUGGAAAGAGCUGUCAGUUUGAAUAUCCCCCAUGCCAUAACCACCGGGGAACAACUGUCAGUGAAAGAGGGAACAGAAACCCAAGCCCACAAACGAGAUACCCCAAAACCUAAAGCCGAGUCAAGUUCUAGAGGGACUAACUGGGAUGAGGUGGUUGAAGAACUUUUCACAAGGAGCAAUUCAGGCAACCUGAUUGUAAAGAAGGAUUUAGAUACCCUGCAAAUUCAAUAGCUAAACCUUUUCUUCCCCCCUUUUCCCCAUAUUCUUUUCAUCAUUUUCCUUUGCAUUACCGGUGAAUGUAUAAUUUGAGGUUAAUCUUUUGAGUCUUUUUUUUUUUAUCCCAUUGCAAAUCCUUCUUGUUUGUCCUAGUUCAUACCUUAUCUCCUGUAGAAUGUUUUUUAACAGUUACAUGUAAAACACUGGGUUUGUCACCCAUUGAGAUCAUACUGAUACUACCAUUUAUAAUACUAGAAUUAGAU
Durio zibethinus is the source of this 1949-nucleotide messenger RNA. RefSeq lists its product as uncharacterized. The record is from RefSeq and is a predicted model, not a curated record. NCBI's taxonomy places the organism in Eukaryota, Viridiplantae, Streptophyta, Magnoliopsida, Malvales, Malvaceae. Gene Ontology annotation, biological process: lipid catabolic process.